This is a messenger RNA of Musca vetustissima, 912 nucleotides long. RefSeq lists its product as uncharacterized. Gene Ontology annotation, biological process: cilium assembly. NCBI's taxonomy places the organism in Eukaryota, Metazoa, Arthropoda, Insecta, Diptera, Muscidae. Gene Ontology annotation, cellular component: cilium. The transcript is spliced from 2 exons. The record is from RefSeq and is a predicted model, not a curated record. The coding region runs from base 1 to 912 and encodes 303 amino acids.
AUGAAAAUUAACAUUUUAUUAACAAUAUUAAUUGUUGGACUUUGUGCAUCGUCAUGCUCGGCCAAAAAUCAUUUCCUCUUCUCAUUUUAUAAACUUUUCGAUUUCUUGCAAAAGGAUAACGCCAACAAUGCCACAAACACUACCAAAUCUGUAGAGGAAAUGACUGUCGAUGAGCUGGGAGUGUCGCGUGGAAAUUGCCUUUAUCAAUUUCUUUCAUAUGUUGGCUAUGAAGAUCUGCAGCUAUGCUUUCCAGAUGAUGAAUAUAUUUUGCAUCUGUUGCCAUCCCCCUUGGCCAUUGAGGCACCACGUAAACCGCCCGUCAUGGUGAAAUGCCUUACUGAACAUCCUCUCAUUGUGAAUGGUACCAAUGAAAUACGCAUUAUGAAUUCAGUGCAAGAUAUUGUCGAUCUACUCAAACCCAUUGGCAAUAAUACAAAACGUUAUCAACCCGGCAGCUGUGUGGUGAUAUUUUUCUAUACCCCUUCAUGUUUGGGGUGUUCAUUGGUUGCGGCACCGAUUGUUGAAUUACCAUAUGCUUUUAAAACCAUACCGGUGGCGGCCAUUGAUGCCUAUAAAUUCCCCAGUUUCAACACAGAAUUUGGUAUUGUGGCAUUACCCACCAUUAUGCUGUUUCAUCAGGGUCGGCCAGUGGUAAAAUAUCGUGCCCAAGGGAAUUUCAAUACUUUCGUGACAAGGCAUACGGGAUUAAAGCCGUCGGAGGUACCCAAAGAUUUGCCACCAUCCCCUUUGAUAAUUUCGGCUGAUAAUCGCACCGACUAUGUUUUGGUUUUGGCAUGGCUUUUCAUACUAACCUGUGCUGGCUACUAUUUUUCACAAUCCCGCUUCUGUAAACAAAUUGUGGAGAUGAUUAAACGCAAUUGGCAUGAAUCUGAAGAAUUAGAACACAAUUGA